CUUCCAGCUGUGGAAGGAAGAGUUCUGUAACUCCGGAGCUUCAGGAGACAACUGAAAGGCUGUGUCCAAGGCCGUCCAUUGAAUUGCAAAGCUCAGGAAGAGGACACUUUCUACUGGAACAUGCUGCUCCCUUCUCUGCUUUUUUGACGGACAGCUUUGGGCGUCAGCACAACUACUUGCGAAUUUCUUUGACCGAGAAAUGCAACCUCAGGUGUCAGUAUUGUAUGCCAGAGGAAGGUGUUCAGCUGACCCCUAAAUCAGAGCUACUUACUGCUCAGGAGAUAAUCACCCUAGCCAGACUGUUUGUGAAAGAAGGUGUAGAGAAGAUCCGACUGACAGGAGGAGAGCCACUUAUCCGUCCUGAUGUGGUUGAUAUUGUGGGUCAACUGUACAAGCUAGAAGGGCUGAAAACCAUUGCUGUCACAACCAACGGGAUCAACUUAACCAGAUUGCUGCCCCGACUGAAGGAGGCAGGACUGAAUGCCAUUAACAUUAGCCUGGAUACUUUGGUCCCAGCUAAAUUUGAGUUCAUUGUCCGGAGGAAAGGCUUUCACAAGGUAAUGGAAGGAAUCCACAAAGCCACUGAACUUGGCUAUCGUCCUGUUAAGGUAAACUGUGUGGUGAUGCGAGGCUUCAAUGAGGAUGAACUGCUGGGCUUUGUGGAUUUCACAAAGGAUCUGCCCCUUGAUGUGCGGUUCAUAGAAUACAUGCCCUUUGAUGGCAAUAAAUGGAACUUCAAGAAGAUGGUGAGCUACAAAGAAAUGCUUGAUACAAUUAAACAGCGAUGGCCUGAAUUGGAGAAAUUGCCCUGUGAAACUUCCAGCACAGCCAAGAGUUACAAGGUGCCACAUUUCCAGGGACAAAUCAGCUUUAUCACCUCCAUGUCAGAGCACUUCUGCGGAUCCUGCAAUCGGCUGAGAAUAACAGCAGAUGGGAACCUAAAGGUGUGCCUUUUUGGGAAUUCAGAAGUGUCCUUGAGAGAUCACCUACGGUCGGGUGCCUCAGAGGAAGAGUUGGUUCAAAUCAUUGGAGCAGCAGUGGGCAGAAAAAAGAAACAGCAUGCUGGCAUGUUUAACAUUUCCCAGAUGAAAAACCGGCCAAUGAUCCUGAUUGAGCCUGCAUUGAUGUCAUUCCCACUAUGCCACGAUGCCCUACAGAGUCCCCCAAAUUCAAAACAGUGGGGCCACACAUCUAGCCAUUGGCUGACUUUGAGAGCAAGUUUACCCAAACAAAUGGGAAAAGCAUUAAUGAAGAAUAAGCUUACAGGACAACUUUUCCUGCCAGGAUUUCACCCAGAGCAACAGUGGCACAUAACAACAGGAAUUCUACAAACCCAGCUCAGAGGCUGCUGUGUCUUCCAGAAGGACCCAAGCUCCACAUUUGACCCAAAGUGCCUUGAGGUUUCUCCUGUUGGCCAAGUUUCUGUGGACUGGCAGUCCAAAGAGGCAAGUCCAGGAUCUUGCACCGAGGUACCUCGUGCCUCUGACAACUUGACUCACACUGAUGAGGAAGGACGGGCCACAAUGGUUGAUGUUGGAGGGAAGCCAGAUUCAAGAAGAACUGCUGUUGCUGGUGCUGUGGUCCGCCUGGGUGAGAAGGCAUUUGGGAUGGUGAGGCAGAACCAGGUGAAGAAAGGGGAUGUGCUAGCAGUAGCUCAGAUUGCAGGAAUUCAGGGAGCCAAGCUGACCAGCCAGUUGAUCCCGUUGUGUCACAACAUCCCCCUCAACCACAUUGAGGUGUCUCUGAGCCUGGAUGAGGCCAAAUACGCAGUGGUGAUUCGCAGCUCCUGUCAGACCUGGGGGAGGACGGGUGUGGAGAUGGAAGCUCUGACAGCUGCCAGCCUGGCUGCCCUGACUGUGUAUGACAUGUGCAAAGCAGUUACUCGUGACAUUGUGAUCGAAGAGGUGAAGUUGCUUAGUAAGACAGGUGGGCAGAGGGGAGACUUUUCAAGGGUCUAAUCAUAUCCAGACAUCUCCAGCCCUCCAGGUGACCACUGCUCAUGUUCAGCCUCUUACAGAACUACUUUUGCUCAGCCGGUAGGCUUGGAGCCCUCAGCAGGUGUACCAUACAACAACCCUACAACUCCAGUUUUGCCUUACCUGCUGGGUGAACAGUGGAGCCACUUAUCCCUGUUGAUCACCAUGUGUGUUUUUUAGAGGACAGACUUCUCCAUUCUGCCAAUACGUUCAUUUCAGUGUCCUUAACAUGAGCUUGAGCAAAGAUUCCUAGUUAUACCACAGAGGUGGUUUGGUUUUUUUUUCUUCUUGCUGUGAAAUAUUCACAGCAGCUGUCAUCACACCAUGCAACUGUGAGCUCUGGAAAUGAAGCAAGUACUGAAAGUGCUGUUAUUUGGCAACUAUUUUUAAGUCAAGGAUUAAGAUUUCAGAAUUCUGUCUGUCUGUCCCCCAGACCCCCUUAGUUGAAUUUAGAAGGUGAGAGUGAGAAGAACACAGCUCAGGAACCUUACCUUACAGCAGAGAUUGUAACUGUGGAACAGUGAGGGGCAGAGGGGCAGCUCCCAUCCCUUUGCAUUGCUACUGCUUCCUUUGACUGCAAGUGGGAAAUAUCCACAUAUCUGUUUCAAACAAAAAAAAAGGAUGGCAGCUGCCCAGUUCUCUGCCUUGAGUGCUCUGUAAAACAUGGUGUAGAAACAGAGGAUUUCUGGGUUUGGAAGAAUUAUUUUGCUGAUCUGAAAGAUACCUUUUACAAUGUUAGAAGCAUGUUCCAGCAUUUUGACCUCAGUACUCAAAUACAUUGAGGCCCUGUGUCUGUCUGCAUGCUUAAGGGCUUAAUUAUGCCAUGCAUUCCCUGACUUUAGAAAUAGAUGUCACACCCAGCCCCAGAAGACUCCCAAUUUUUUAAUCAUACAGUGCAGUUCCUAGCAACCUGCAUAGUCCUGACAGAUAGAACAAACUUUAAGACUAGUAGCCACUUGGAAGAGUAAGGUAGUUGCUGUUGCCUUGGCCAGAGUGUCUUCCUGCAUGUUUCUCUAAUUUGUUUUCAUGAAGUCUUCUGGCCUCAGAGCACUUAAGAGUCCCCACAAAUGUACCAGUGGCCACUGUCAUGUAGCAUUAAAUAGCUUUGAUAAUUGACUAUCCUAGAUAAGAAAUUACUCAACAUUGUUGUUAAUACUGAUGGAUCCUUUUCAAACGUUAAUUUAAAUGCUCUAAACAGGGUGUUUUCAACUUUGGUUUACUUGUUUUCUAGUGCUUAUAGCUAAUGUGAAGUUGCAUAUGAUUCAGGGUGCUCCCCCUCCAUACGCACAGAGUUGAAGGCAGCUCUGGUAACAUCAGAGAGGCUACCGAAAAAGCGUCUUAAACUUUGCAAGUAGCUGCUUCUCAUGAAAUAAGGUUAAAUUACUGUGAGCAUCAGUAAAGCACACACCACACUGUCACGCACAUUCUGCUCACUUAAAAUAAGCACAGGUCUAAGAUGAGGAGGCAAUAGGUUUUACUACAAAUCCUUUACAAAUCUUAUACACUAGCUACCACAGAAGGUACUUUUUCUGUUGCAGGUGAACUAAUUUGAUUCUUUAUUCAUUGUGACUGUGAGAUAAGGCACAUACAAUGACACAUAUAGCAGCUACAGCUGAAAGGGGAAGGAAUCUGGAAAGCUUGGUGCCCAAACUCCAUAAACAGUUGUACACCUACAUUCAGCGUUAUAGUCCUGAUUCCCCUGAGUUAAUAGCAGGGGCACUCCUGCUCCUUCCCAGGAGUGUACCUAGCACUGCCGUACUGAGCACCAACAAUCGCCCCUGACCCUGCAAAUACAAGACCGUGUUCAUCUGUGGAGCUGCUGUGCCCAUAGCACAAAAGUUUCCCUAGCUCAGCAUGGAAAGAAAUUGCCAGGAAGAGGAAGCACAUGUGUAACCUACUAAGUUAACCGAUUUACACAAGCACUUAACUCCCCCCUUCAUGCACAACACACCCUGCCCUCCCUCCCUUCACCCAGUCUCUAGAUAAUUUUGAAAACUAAAAGGAAACUAGACAUGCUCUGUAGUAAUAAAAUGAUGCUUUGGGGCAUAUGAUUCUUUGGCUUCUGAGAAGUUUGCUGUCAUGCUGUAAAGCUCACACAAGGGACUACAGAGCACAUGCAUGACUGCCACGCACAUCUUGCUACUUACGCACAUUUCACUACUGUCUUGGGUUGAGAGUGGCUGGAAGCUGUGGGCAAACAGGCUUUGGUGCCAUUUUAUGCUCAUGUUACCCUAUCAAGUCUUGAAACUAUGCACAUUUAUAGAUAAUGAACCAAGCACGAGUCAACAGAACAUUUUGCGAGAGAAAUGAGCUGAUAGCACUGUAUGUUUCAGUGGUGCUGAGUGGGCAAUGGUGUAAUAUAUGUUGAUGAACUGGCUACGUUUUGGAGGCUUGCUUUUUUUUUGUCCACUGCAUUUUUAAUAAAUACUAGUUGUAAUGGA
Molecule: messenger RNA, 4417 nt
Organism: Gymnogyps californianus (California condor)
Lineage: Eukaryota; Metazoa; Chordata; Aves; Accipitriformes; Cathartidae
Gene: MOCS1
Product: molybdenum cofactor synthesis 1
Exons: 11
Coding region: 225-1958 (577 amino acids)
Biological process (GO): Mo-molybdopterin cofactor biosynthetic process
Molecular function (GO): metal ion binding; cyclic pyranopterin monophosphate synthase activity; GTP 3',8'-cyclase activity
Source: RefSeq, a predicted model, not a curated record